Jaminaea rosea is the source of this 2176-nucleotide messenger RNA. RefSeq lists its product as hypothetical. Lineage: Eukaryota; Fungi; Basidiomycota; Exobasidiomycetes; Microstromatales. Bases 100 to 2100 code for a protein of 666 amino acids. The record is from RefSeq and is a predicted model, not a curated record. The transcript is spliced from 3 exons.
GUUCUUGUGACAUCGCUUCCAUCUCAACCACUUCCCUUGCCAUUCGCUUGAACCCAUUCGAUACCCAACCCUCAGCCCCUCUCAUCAGCGUCGCCCACCAUGACACUGGUCGAAGGCGACGACAUGCAUCGCCUCUGGUCGCUCAUAGUCGACCUAAGCGCCCAACUCAACAUGAAUCGCCAACAAAUCACCUCGCUUCAAUCCCAACUCCAAACACUCAAGGCGCACUCUGUCCAUUCAAAUACGGGCUUUGCAUUGCGACGCUUCAACGUUGACGUCUCGAAGGAGACGUUUGAGAGCGAGCUGGAGAGGCUCAAUGUGCAUCUGGCCCAGGAGAACAACGACUUGCGGUGGGAGAAUAAGAUGAAUGAUCGCCUGAUCAAAGAGUACGAACAGUGCUUGGACAUGGUCAUGAGGAAGUUCAGAGCGUUUAGCCACGCGACACAAACCCACACCCUCAAGCUGACCCAAUACUACGAGGAUCUCCUCUCCUCCAACACACACGACGUAGCAGCCGUCUCACUGCACGCGCAGACGUCCCUCUCUCAGACCCUCUCCAACCUAGGCAGUCUAGUCCGCAACGCCCUGCGCGAAGUAGAGGGCGAGGCUCCCUCCCCACCACCCACCAUCGGUGGUCACGACGACGAAGAUGACGCUGGCGCAAAUGUCGGAGAAGGCUCCUCGGCUACAGCUUCUUCGUCAUCGAGGAAAAGGCAGCAAUCAAGCCAGCAGGCUCAGCAACUCUGGCCAGGCUCGGGCGGAUACACAGGCAAAGCAGGCGAUCUCGCAGCUCAGCGAUCGGACGCUGCACUGGAGCGUGAGGCGGAGCUGCAGAUGCUGCGAUACGAGAACGAGACAUUGAAGGAGAUUCUGGACAUGUCCGAGGGAAAAGGGCUGGAUGUCGGCGCUGGGAAGGAUAAGCUGAGCUUGGGCACGCCGAGGGGUGGAGGCAGCGGGGGCAGCGUGUCUGGCGGUGUAGGAGCGGCAGGAAGGGUCAAGGUCAGGACCCCUUCGAUGCAUCAGCCUGGCGGGGCAGCCGGGCAGAUGCAGCUUCCGGGGAUCGGGAUCGGCCAGCUUUACCCCCCUCCCCAGCAGCAGUCACAAGGCGGCGAUUCCCAGCAGUCAACAGGCUACACAGCACGCCCCCCUCCCUCCCUCUCGACGGCAGACAUACCCGCGGCUCCCUUCCCCUCGUCCAUCUCCGCCCCACUCUCCCACCCGGUCCCACCGCCCACGCCUCCCUCACCUUCGUCGACUGGUGGCGGAGCAGGUGUCGCCAGAAUCCCCCUCCACGAGCGUAUGCAGCAAGCCGCAGAGGCAAUCAGGAGCCAGGCGCAGCAGCAGCAGCGAGACAAUGCUCCCUCGGCAUCGAGCUCAGCCUCGCCGUACAUUGUACCGGAUCGAGGUGCAACGACCCAGGUCUCGCUCCCCUCCUCCUCCUUAUCCUCCGCUACAACUACUACGUCGGCCGAGGCCGCUCCAACGACAGCUGUAGCGACAGAAAGCGAGACUCUCGUCCCAGCACCGGUCGAAUCUGCGUCCGCGCAGUCGGACGUCAGGGGAGCACCUUUGCUCUCCCUGGUGGAGUCGACUGCAGAGACUCCGGCAACGUCGUCCGCAGCUGAGGAUAUGGCUGAAGAGCCCGAGAUCAGCCCUGCUGAUGUUGGCGCUGUCGAGCCUUUGAAGCAUGAAGAGACGGCUGAGGGAGAGAGCGCGGGACAGACGGAGGGUCAAGUUGCGCCUGACGCAGACACUGCGACAGGGGCGAGCAACGCUGCGGGCGCUGCGGACGAGGAGGCUCCUGCUGAGCAUGAUGUUGAUCUCAGCGACCCGGUUACGAAGACGGAGGCCGAGACAGAGGAGGACGUUGCAGCUCCGAUUACUGAGCCGACUGAUGAGGAAGCAGAAAGCGUGCCGGCGGCGGCGACAGAGACAACAGCAGCGUCUUCAUCGCCAUCAUCGGACGGCAGUGCCUCUACCGUAGCUACGGAGGCAAGCGCUGGCGAGGAUGGAGCAGCAGUGGAGCCUGAGACGAAGGAGACAGCUGGCUCUGCUGAUGCUGUUGGGGGCGAGGGCGAGGGCAAGGGCGAGGAGGAAUAGGAGGUAAAAGUUCACGGCGCUCUGCGGCCUCGUCGAUCUCCCAUGCCUUUGCUAUUCAAUGCUCAUCCCCUGCCGC